Prinia subflava (tawny-flanked prinia) is the source of this 2079-nucleotide messenger RNA. RefSeq names its product aryl-hydrocarbon-interacting protein-like 1. The transcript has 6 exons. Gene Ontology annotation, molecular function: peptidyl-prolyl cis-trans isomerase activity; protein binding. NCBI's taxonomy places the organism in Eukaryota, Metazoa, Chordata, Aves, Passeriformes, Cisticolidae. The coding region runs from base 1 to 2079 and encodes 692 amino acids. The record is from RefSeq and is a predicted model, not a curated record.
AUGGAAGAAACCUACCUGCUGAACGUGGAAGGGGUCAAAAAGAAGAUUCUGCAUGGAGGCCGAGGGGAGCUGCCCAAGUUGCAGGAUGGGAGCAAGUUCACCUUCCACUUCCAGACGCUGAAGGACGACUUUGAGCGGACGGUGAUCGAUGACAGCCGGGAGGCUGGCAUGCCCAUGGAGAUCAUCGUGGGCAAGAUGUUCAAGCUGGAGAUCUGGGAGACGCUGCUCAGCUCCAUGAGGAUUGGGGAGGUGGCUGAGUUCUGGUGCGACGCCAUUCACACAGGCAUGUACGCCCUGGUCUCCAGGGGCAUGCGGAGGAUCGCGGAGGGCCGGGACCCCCUGGAAGGCCAGAAGCACCGCUGUGGCAUGGGCAACAUGUUUGACUACCACAGCACGGGCUACGAUGACCUGGACGAGCUGCAGCGGACGCCGCAGCCUCUCAUCUUCAUCAUGGAGCUGUUCCGGGUGGAGGAUCCCUCAGCGUACAAACGUGACACCUGGGCCAUGAGCAAGGAGGAGAAGCUGGCAGCAGUGCCUGUGCUGCACAGCGAGGGCAACCGCCUCGUCCUGCGCAGGGAGUUCGCCCAGGCGGCGGCCAAGUACCAGGAGGCUGUCAUCUGCCUCAGGAACCUGCAGGCCAAGGAGAAGCCGUGGGAGGACGACUGGCUGAAGCUGGAGAGCCUGGUCACGCCGCUGGUGCUCAACUACUGCCAGUGCCAGCUGGAGCUGGGCGAGUACUACGAGGUGCUGGAGCACACCACGGAGCUUCUCCAGAAGCACAAUGACAAUGCCAAGGCCUAUUUCAAGCGGGCAAAGGCCCACGCUGCUGUCUGGAACGAGAGGGAGGCGCGGGAGGAUUUCCAGCGCGUGGCUCACCUCGACCCCUCCAUGGCGGCUGCGGUGAAGAAGGAGCUGAAGCAAUUGGGGGAGAGGAUGAGGAAGAAGCAUGUGGAGGACAGGAAGCGCUACCAGGGCCUCUUCCAGUCAUCCCAGGGUCUGAAGGGCCGUGAGAGCAGGGAGGUGGGUGAUGGGGCACCGCAGGGUGAGCCUGGAGUCCGGGAGACCCCUGGGCAGGGGCAGCAGGGUGCUGAGACUGAAGUGACAGAACAACCCAGGGCUCCCCAGGCAGAACAAGGGACCCCCAGGGCUGGGGGGGAAGGGGCAGCACCAGGAGGAGAAGAAGCCCGGGGAGAGCCUGUGGGACAGGAGGUGGAAGGGAGGGAUCGGGCAGCAGUGGGGGAAGAAGUAAACCUGGGUACCUGUGUGGCAAAGCCAGAGAGCCUGGGAACAGAGGAGGGAGAUGAGAAAGAGGAGGAGAGGGAAGAGGAAGAAGAGGAGAGGGAAGAGGAGAAGAAAGAGGAAGAAAAAGAGGAGAGUGAAGAGGAAAAGGUGGAGAGGAGGGCAGAGGAAGAAGAUGGAAAAUUGGAGGAGGAGAAGGAGGAGGGGGAGGUAGACAAGGAAGAAAAGGAAGACAAAGGGGAGAUGGAGGAGAAGGUGGAAAGGGGAGCAGAAGAAGAAGAUGAGAAAUUAAAAGAGGGUGAAGAAGUAGAGAAGGAAGAAGAAAACAAAGAAAAAAAGGAGAGGAAGGAAGAGGCAGUAGUGAAAGGGAAAGUGGAGAAGGAAAAAGAGAAAGAGUGUCUACCAGCAAAAAUAGAAAAGCCUAAAGCAGGGAAAUGUGGGACAAGAGGGGAGACAAAAGCAGCAGGGCUCAUGCAGGGGUUGGAGCAAGGAGCCAGUGGAGCAGAGGGAGCUGGCACAGGGAGUGAGGCCCAGGCUCAGCCAAAGAGAACCCCACAUCUGGGGCCUCCCAGCACAGGGCUGGGUCCAGCUGAGGAGCCCCCAGGGCUGGAGGAUAAAACAUCUGGAGAGGCUCUGGAAGAGGUGAGUUGCAGGGGGCAGGGAGCAGGCAGUGCACAAGAAAAUGCUGGGGCAGGCAACAUCCCCCCAGAGAUGGGUGGAGGGACAACAUCCCCUGGGAAAGGUGAGGAGCUGGGUGGAGGGGCAAAAACAGCAGCCAGAGAAGGGGGUGCUGCACCCCUGGAGCAGUGCAGCAAAGAGCAGGGCCAUGACCAGCCCUGA